AUGGCGCCCUCGUUCACAGAUGCCUGGAAGACUGCGCUAGGAGCCGAGAAGGAGCUCUUGCAAUGUUUCUCGCAAGAACGGCGCACAUUUGAUGAAUUCGAACAUUUUCUCUCCGAGUUUCGGACUUCCUCUCAAAAUGCGAUUCUCCUUGACUUCAAUGCUGCUCGCAAAGCCGACGUCGAGAAUCGUCUCUGGGAUGCACAUUUGAAAGUGAACAAUCGGUUUCGCAAGCAGUUGCUUCGCUUCCGCGAAGAGCACGGCAAAAAGAAACCAGUCGAGCGACGGAAGCUCGAACGCCAUUAUCUCGAUUUCAUCAAAUCAAGUCAACGAUUUUACCGAGGAUUUAUUCAGCAUUUGUCGUCGCGCUUUGGAGGGAUCGUUGAAUUGGAGAGGGUUGCGCGCAAAUUCAAUUUUGAGAAUUUGUCGGGCCAACCUCCCAUAAAGCCCUCCAAUGACUUGCGCAGGCUCAUUCUUCUGUCGUGUCACGCGACCCUCAUUCGAUUAGGAGAUCUUUCACGUUAUCGCGAAUCGGAACUCGUCAGCAAGGAUCGUAACUGGGGCCCUGCUAUCGGUUAUUAUGAUUUGGCGUCGGUGAUCAACCCUGCGUCGGGUGCGUCUCAGAACCAAUUAGCGAUUAUUGCGCUCGCAGAUGGAAACCACCUUCGCGCUACCUACCAUCUCUAUAGAGCUCUUUCGGCCCAAGAGCCUCAUCCUACAGCCAAGGGGAAUCUGGAGAUUGAACUUCGAAAAAUUAUGAGCGCCUGGGCUAAAAGAGAGCUAAUUCGCCCCGAAGAUGCCGGUAUCCCCGGAAGGGCGCUGACCCCGUGGUUUCUCUAUCUGCAUGCCAAAUGUUACAAAGGAAUCGACUUUCCGGAGCACGAUGAGUUGGAGAGUGAAGUACUAAGCCAACUAGCGGUUGAAAUUAGAGAACGUUCGCUAGAAGGAACGCUCCAAAAGUUCUGUCUCAUCAAUAUUGCGGCCGAGGAUUUUGCCAAAGUUCGGUCCACUGAAGAGUCUGUCUCGGAUGCCCGCGUCUUUUUCCAGCGAAUCAAUGUCAAGACCUUUUUCACCUUACUGCAAAUACUCUUGGUCGAAUUAGAACGAACUGCUUCUUUCGAGGACUCGAAUAGCAAGGACGCACUGCCUGUUCCAGACAAGGUGUCAGUGGUUGCUCGUCGAAUUCUGCCCGCGCUCCGCCAUUACAGCUCGUGGCUACUUACGAACAGUCAGUCCCUGGUUGAGCAAAAAGAAGAAAAAGAUUCGUCGCUUUCGAUUCAGAUCAAAGAGUUCUGGAAAAUCUACGCUGGUACACUGAGCUUGCUCGCAUCAUCCUUCGAUGUAGUUAGCCUUCCCGAGGUCGAUUACCUCUUAGAAGAAGAUGAAGAAAGUCUUGGCUUCGCACCUCUGGACCAGGAUGCCACUUCUCGCCGAUACGUCGGAGGCGGCGAUCGCCCAAAGCCUCGUAUGCAUGAUCUUGGGAUCGAAAGAAGUCAUCCCAACAUGGAAAUGCUCUACCGAAUUCGUGAAUUUGUGAUUGAUGGACUUGACCUCGUCGUGAGAGGAAAAAUCCCCGUGGCACUUGUGGAUAGUGAAGAUAAGAAGACAUUUAUCUACCAGGAAGAAGAUCUGCCUUCGCAAUUCUAUUCUAGUCCUCAUGGCCGACAGCAUGCUCUUUCAGCUGCGAGCAUUGAGCGUGAGGAUAUUCCACAGGUCGCUCAAAAUCCCUAUGCUGCUACAGAAGCUCAAAGUUUAUCUGGUGGUUCCCAGUCGGCAUCGGCAUCCAUGUCUGCCAACAUGCACCAGAUCGUUGAGGGCGUCGAGCGACUUGUUGACUCGGACACAUAUGAAAACCCACCCAACGAUCAAUUUGCUUUCCUGAGCCCAGUGGGGGAAAUGCCGACACCUACGCACGUGUCAUCCAAUCCCAUUUAUCCAUUCCGCGAGGAAAACGUACCACAAAUCGCCACCCCAAUCGCUCCUCCGCCUGGACUUGGCCCGCCAGUUCUCAAUGCGGCCGAUACAUUCAGAGCGCCAUCGGCUCAGUCAUAUACCCCCCGGCCUGCCAUUCCUAGCAUCCCCAGCAUUUGGACGCCGUUGAGAGAUACUGCCCUUCCACGUACUCCUCCAGGACUUGGUCCACAAGCAAGCCAGCAAGUUCCGCUACAUCCUAUGGCCGCAGGAAAUGCCAUGUCUUCUGAGCGUUCACCGUCACAUGACCAACUUGUAAAUGAGCUUAUGCUUCGACAGCACUUGAUGGCCCAGACUCAAUUCUCAAAUUCAAUGGAUGUAGGAUCAAUGCCUACGCCGUGGGCAUCAUCCAACCUAUCCCAUGGUCCUUCUGGGGUGAAUGGCUGGGAUCAUGGCCGAGCACCCUUUGGCGCAUUUGAACUCCCAACCCAGACAACACCCAGCAGCCUGGGUCAUCCCUCGUGGGCCAAUGAUGCUUUCAUCGCCAGCAGCCUCGCUGGGGCCACCCCCUACAGCUCCGGUAUCGGAGGGCGCAAGCCUGCCACCCAACUUGGAGCAAUUGGUCAAACCCCGCCCUGCGGUCAAGGAGGCUGA
This is a messenger RNA of Penicillium paradoxum, 2562 nucleotides long. RefSeq lists its product as uncharacterized. The record is from RefSeq and is a predicted model, not a curated record. Gene Ontology annotation, molecular function: protein binding; telomerase RNA binding; telomeric repeat DNA binding. Gene Ontology annotation, biological process: nuclear-transcribed mRNA catabolic process, nonsense-mediated decay. Gene Ontology annotation, cellular component: telomerase holoenzyme complex. The transcript is spliced from 7 exons. The coding region runs from base 1 to 2562 and encodes 853 amino acids. NCBI's taxonomy places the organism in Eukaryota, Fungi, Ascomycota, Eurotiomycetes, Eurotiales, Aspergillaceae.